Molecule: messenger RNA, 1737 nt
Organism: Oryza sativa Japonica Group (Japanese rice)
Lineage: Eukaryota; Viridiplantae; Streptophyta; Magnoliopsida; Poales; Poaceae
Source: RefSeq, a predicted model, not a curated record
GCGCCGCCUCCCUCCCCCUCCUCCCCACACGCCACCCGCACGCGCGCCAUGGACGCCAUGAGGCAGAGCACGCCGCGGGCCAUGCUGCUCCUGUGCGCCGUGCUGAUGCUGGCCGUGGCGCCGCCGGGCGCGGCGACGGCGGCGGCGGUGGCCGGGUGCGAGUGCGGUAAUGCGGCGGCGGCGGCGGUGGCGGGGGAGGACGCGCGCGGGGCGUUGCGGCUCAAGCUCGUCGCCAUCGCGUCCAUCCUGGCGGCGGGCGCGGCGGGGGUGCUGGUGCCCGUGCUGGGGAGGUCGUUCGCCGCGCUCCGGCCCGACGGCGACGUGUUCUUCGCCGUCAAGGCGUUCGCGGCGGGCGUCAUCCUCGCCACCGGCAUGGUGCACAUCCUCCCCGCCGCGUUCGACGCGCUCGCUUCGCCGUGCGGCGGAGGCAGGGGCGGCGGAGGCGGGUUCCCGUUCGCCGGGCUCGUCGCCAUGGCCGCGGCCAUGGCCACCAUGAUGAUCGACUCCGUCGCCGCCGGGUACUACCGCCGGUCCCACUUCAAGAAGCCGCGCCCCGUCGACGACCCCGCCGACGCCGCGCGCGCCGCCGGGGUCGAGGAGGGCGGCGCCGAGCACGCCGGCCACGUCCACGUGCACACGCACGCCACGCACGGCCACGCCCAUGGCCACGUGCACUCGCACGGCCACGGCCACGGCCACAGCCACGGCAGCGCGCCGGCGGCCGCCACCUCGCCGGAGGAUGCCUCCGUCGCCGAAACAAUCCGGCACAGGGUUGUCUCCCAGGUUCUGGAGCUGGGAAUCCUGGUGCACUCGGUGAUCAUCGGGGUUUCGCUAGGCGCAUCACUGAGGCCGUCGUCAAUCAGGCCACUCGUCGGAGCCCUCAGCUUCCACCAGUUCUUUGAAGGCAUUGGCCUUGGUGGCUGCAUUGUUCAGGCAAAUUUUAAGGCGAAAGCAACAGUGAUCAUGGCGACUUUCUUCUCCCUCACUGCUCCGGUGGGCAUUGCACUGGGGAUCGCAAUCUCAUCCAGCUAUAGCAAGCACAGCUCGACCGCACUUGUCGUCGAGGGAGUCUUCAACUCUGCUGCAGCAGGGAUACUGAUCUACAUGUCCCUGGUCGAUCUCCUCGCUGCAGAUUUCAACAAUCCGAAGCUUCAAACAAACACAAAGCUUCAGCUGGCAGUAUACCUCGCCCUCUUCCUCGGCGCUGGGAUGAUGUCUCUGCUUGCCAUAUGGGCAUGAGAUCUUCAGAGCAACCAAGAGCUGCAAAUUUUUGAAUAUUGUCUCUGAAAAAGACACCCUGAGCUUAGUUUGUAGCUGACAGGGUUUGAUGUUGUCAUAGCAUUACUGCAACCAGCUUUUGUAGAAUCUCCAUCAACCAGAAUUGGAGAAAAAGAUGGCCUGAAUACGACCGAAAGUUUAGAGUUUACUGACAUGAGUACACAAGUCAAAAGUUCAGGACAAAUCUGAUUCUUGGGCAAAUGGUGUGCUUCCACCAGUAUAGCACCAAAUGAAGUGAACAAGAAUCAAAUGGGUUAGUCGAGGUAGUGGUCCUUGAACAGAUUUUCUCUUCAAGUCCAAAAGCUUUGUAUAAAAAUGAUGACCUCCUUUUGGAGUCAAUGUCAAUGUACAGAUUCUCAGCUAGGGUAAAUCCUUUUUGUAUGACAAGAGCUCUGUGAAGUUUGUUCACUUGUUCAGUGAAGAAUCAAAUAAUCCCCAGCGUUGUCUCCUUUUUCUCUA